This is a messenger RNA of Aricia agestis (brown argus), 1071 nucleotides long. It is a transcript of the gene Ddrgk1, whose product is annotated as DDRGK domain-containing protein 1. The transcript has 6 exons. Lineage: Eukaryota; Metazoa; Arthropoda; Insecta; Lepidoptera; Lycaenidae. The record is from RefSeq and is a predicted model, not a curated record. Bases 169 to 1047 code for a protein of 292 amino acids.
CGAGCGUGUUACGUGUGAUGACGUUGUUUUCCUAAAAUACAAAUUUUACGAACGAAUAAAAUGAAUUUUAUCGAUAAUUUAACUUAAAAAGUAAUAAUUAUACCAAACCUUUUCUUAAAAACAAACAAUUACACCCUUAUUUUUAUAAACAGAAGACAUUACAAAAAUAUGGAUCCCUUCAUUAUUGCUGCAAUAAUAAGUGCUAUUGUGAUAAUUAUUCUAUCUAUUGCCUUCCUGAGAGUGUCACAAGUUAAACCACAAGGUGGAGGCAGGCCUAGGGCCGUAGCUCAGAGAGAUGGAGGGCCAGGGAGAGUGGCCGCUGUGCGAAAUCAACGAGCUCGGAUGAGAGCUAAUGCGGCAAGACAUCAAGCUGCUUUAAUAGAGGAAGAACCGGGCGCUGCUGAUGAUAUUGAGGAUGAAGAAGUCCAGGACAACCAGAAAGUGGAAUUUGAUGACAAAAUGGGAGCUAAGAAAAGAGCAAAACUAGAGGCAAAGAUGGAGAAACAGAAAGCCAGAGAAGCGGAGGUACAACUUCGUGAAAUAAAGAAGAAACGAGAGGAGGAACAGGAGGAAGAGAGAAGGAAGAUUGAGGAAAAGAGAGAGGAGGAAGAAAGAAAAACAGAAGAAUUGGCUAAAAAGGCCGAAGAAGAGAAGAAAAGACGCGAACAAGAAGAGUAUGAAGCCUUGAAAGCAGCUUUUACUGUUGAAGGGGAAGGCUUUGAUGAAAACGAACAGGAGGACCAAGAUAACCAGUUGAAAAACUUCAUCAACUACAUAAAGGAGCAAAAAGUUGUAAUACUUGAGGAUUUAGCAGCACACUUUAAAAUGAAAACACAAGCUGUGAUUGACAGAAUUUCAGAGUUACAAGCUUCAGGAGACCUUACCGGUGUGAUAGAUGACAGAGGGAAAUUCAUUUAUAUUUCACAGAAGGAAUUAGAAGAUGUUGCUAAAUUUAUUAAACAGAGAGGCAGGGUAUCUAUUGCAGAGUUAGCAGAAAGCAGCAAUGAACUUAUAAACCUCAACCCCGUUACAAUUGCACAGGCAUAAACUUAUUUUUAUAGAUGUUGAUAU